AUGCCAGUCAGGCACAUCGUCAUGUUUGGCAUCAAAGAGGGCACGACAGAAGCACAGAUCUCGACACUGAAGACAGGGCUAGCGGGGCUGAAGAGCAAGAUCCCGGAGAUCAAAUCGUUCGAGCUAGGAUUCGACCUGAAGCUGAAGGGCGGGCAGACUCACCCAGCCGGGAAGAACCGCUCUUGCUCCUGGGCGCCGACAUUCGAUACUAAAGAAGCCUACGAGGUGUACGAGACUCACGAGGCCCACAUCGAAGUGAUCAACGACUGCAUCAAGCCCAUCAUUGAGCCUGGUACGCGAGCCGCCAUCCAGUACGAGAUGGAGGAGUAG
Molecule: messenger RNA, 330 nt
Organism: Emiliania huxleyi CCMP1516
Lineage: Eukaryota; Haptophyta; Isochrysidales; Noelaerhabdaceae
Exons: 2
Coding region: 1-330 (109 amino acids)
Source: RefSeq, a predicted model, not a curated record